CGUCCGAACGAGAGUUCCCGGUACCCCGCGCCGGCGCGAUGUGGGUGUCGCUGCUGCUACUGGCUGCGCUGCUGCUGGUCAUCCUCGGCAAAGUUUACAAGGGGCUGUUCUCAGGCAGCUCCCCAAACCCCUUCUUGGAGGAUGUCAAACGGCCACCCGCGCCUCUGGUGACUGACAAGGAGGCCAGGAAGAAGGUUCUCAAGCAAGCUUUCUCGGUCAGCCGAGUGCCAAAGAAUCUGGAUGUGGUGGUGAUUGGCAGUGGCUUCGGGGGCUUGGCGGCAGCUGCGAUCCUAGCCAAAACUGGCAAGCGAGUUCUCGUUCUGGAACAACAUACCAAGGCAGGAGGCUGUUGUCAUACCUUUGGAAAGAAUGGCCUUGAAUUUGACACGGGAAUCCAUUACAUUGGGCGUAUGCAGGAGGGCAGCUUUGACCGUUUUAUCUUGGAUCAGAUCACUGAGGGGCAGCUAGACUGGGCUGCCUUGCCCUCUCCCUUUGACAUCAUGGUACUAGAAGGGCCUGAUGGCCGAAAAGAGUUUCCCAUGUACGCGGGGAUGAAAGCCUACAUUCAGGGCCUCAAGGACAAGUUUCCCCAGGAAGAAGCUGCCAUUGACAAGUAUAUGAAGCUGGUUAAGGUGGUAUCCCGUGGAGCCUUUUAUGUUAUCCUGUUGAAGAUCCUCCCACUGCCUGUGGCUCAGCUUCUCACCAAGUAUGGGCUGCUUACCCGCUUCUCUCCGUUCCUUCGUGCGUCCACCCAGAGCCUGGCUGAGGUCCUGCAGCAGCUCCCCGCCUCCCCGGAGCUCCAGGCCGUGCUCAGCUACAUCUUCCCCACUUACGGUGUGACCCCCAGCCACACCACCUUUGCCAUGCACGCUCUGCUGGUUAACUACUACUUAAAAGGGGCCUUUUAUCCCCGAGGGGGCUCCAGUGAGAUUGCCUUCCACACCAUCCCUGUGAUUCAGCGGGCCGGGGGCGCUGUCCUCACAAGGGCCCCUGUGCACAGCAUCCUGCUUGACUCAGCUGGGAAAGCCUGUGGUGUCACUGUGAAGAAGGGUGAGGACCUGGUGAACAUCUAUUGCCCCAUCGUGAUCUCCAGUGCGGGAUUAUUCAACACCUACGAGCACUUGCUGCCAGAGCAGGCCCGCUGUCUGCCAGGUGUGAAGCGGCAGCUGGGGAUGGUUCGGCCCGGCCUGAGCAUAUUCUCUGUCUUCAUCUGCCUCCGAGGCACCAAGAAGGACCUGGAGCUGCCGACCACCAACUACUAUAUUUAUUUUGACAAAGACAUGGACAAGGCGAUGGAGCACUAUGUCUCUCUGCCUGGGGACAAGGCCGCCGCGCACAUGCCCCUUCUCUUCAUUUCCUUCUCGUCGGCCAAGGACCCAACUUGGGAGGACAGGUACCCAGACCGGUCGACAGCAGUCAUACUAAUACCCACCUCAUACGAGUGGUUCAAGGAGUGGCGGGACGAGCCCCAGGGAAAGCGGAGCAGUGCCUAUGAGACCCUCAAGAGCUCCUUUGUUGAAGCCGCUGUGUCGGUCUUCCUGAAGCAGUUCCCACAUCUGGAAGGGAAGGUGGACAGUGUGACUGGAGGGUCCCCACUGAGCACUCAGUUCUACCUGGCGGCUCCCCAGGGGGCCUGCUACGGGGCUGACCAUGACCGGGGCCGCCUGCAUCCUGGUGCGAUGGCCUCCAUAAGGGCCCAGAGCCCCAUCCCAAACCUCUACUUGACAGGCCAAGAUAUCCUCACCUGUGGGUUGAUUGGAGCCCUGCAAGGGGCCUUGCUGUGCAGCAGUGCCAUCCUGAAGCGGAACUUGUACUUAGACCUUUGGAAGCUUGGCUCGCGGAUCCAGGCCCAGAAGAAGAAGAAUUAGUUGGCUCAGGGAGGAGUCAGAGGAACUGCCUCACCUGUGUUUCUGCAUUAGUUCCUUAAUCACGUAAAGCACUCUAAUUAUUGUUUCUCACUUCUGGAUUCAGGUCCAACACACAGGUCUAGCAUAGAUGGUGAUUCUUAAACUGAAGCUCUUUCACACCUUUAGAACAUGCUGUUCCUACAAAACGCCCAGUGUGGGCUACUGACAUGGGUGGCUUUCAUGGCCCGUCAAGCUGCGCUCUGCAUCCCACACCCAUACCUCCUAAGUCUGAGCCAUCAAAUGGAAUAUUCUCAUCAGGUGGCUAGAACCCUCGAGAGCAUGGGUCGGCUAAAGCAGGGAGGGUCCCGUUGGCCUGAGGCUUCUCCUCCUGUUGCCCCUUAGUGCCUCAUUGCAGUUCUACACAACAGAGAGGUGUCUGGUGACCAUGGUUUGGCUUGUAGUUCCACAGGCUCAGAGGAUGCAGAUCCCAUUUUUCUGUUUCCAGUGGCUCUUCUGAGAGUGUGGGGAAACUCCUGUGAUAUGGUCCACGUGGAUGUGGGGGUUGGCAGUGGACAGGACGUGUUAGUUAGCAAGGUAUAUACGUUAUGGGAGAACAUCCAAUUGGUAUGUGGCUGGGGCCUAGGCUUGUUUUCCUUAUGACUGGGGUCAUGAUGGGUUCUCACCGUGUCAGCUCCAGGAUACCCUCCCCGACCUCAGGGCCUGAGCACCAAGGUGUAGCUUCCCAAAAUACACAGCAGUCAGGGCAGAGGCCUAGAAAGACAGCUUCACUGGGGUUGACACAGGCAGGAAGCAUUCCAGCCAAGGGCACAGCACAGGACAAACACUGGGAGGUAACGAGUGUAUUAUGACGAGCAGCCGUUACCUCUGGCCUAGAACCAGGGCUGCCUGGGGAGCAGGAAUGGGGUUGGAGGUAAGGAUCAGGUCAUGGAAAGUUACAGAAUGUGUGUGAUGCCUGGGAAUGCAUUUGCAGUGUGUUGGAACUUACACGGGGAUUGGAUGGGAAGGUGAGUGAAGGUGCUAACGGGUAAAAAAAAAAAA
This is a messenger RNA of Capra hircus (goat), 2906 nucleotides long. RefSeq names its product retinol saturase (gene RETSAT). The transcript is spliced from 11 exons. The record is from RefSeq and is a predicted model, not a curated record. Bases 39 to 1868 code for a protein of 609 amino acids. Lineage: Eukaryota; Metazoa; Chordata; Mammalia; Artiodactyla; Bovidae.